GAGAAGAGACAGUACCUACUUACAUACGUGUUGAGAAAGAUUAUUUUCAAGUUAUUUGCUGUGUAUUUACAGAUUUUACAAUUUUAAGUGUGAUAUUUAAUGGAUUAUUGUGUUAACCAAAGCAAGUGAAGUAAAGGAGUCGAAAUGAUUAUAGAAAAUCCAGACGCUUUCAAGUCUUGGUUGACGUCCAUAUUGGAACCACUAUGCGACGCCGACCCAGCCGCCCUCGCCAAAUACGUGUAUGCACUGGUGAAGAAGGACAAACCGCUGGACGAGCUGAGAGAUGGCAUGGUCGACCAGCUUGAUGUGUUCCUGCAGCAGGAAACAAAACCCUUUGUGGAAAUGCUGUUCAAAUCUCUGGAGAGCAAUGAUUACCUGAAGUUUAGCGAGAAGCUGCCAUCGCCGGCGCCUGCGCACGAAGCGGGACAGACCGAAGACAAAAUAGAGGGGGCCGACACUGAAAAUCAACCGCCGGUGAACGGCGUGGUCGCGGAGCCGCGUCCGCUGGGCGGGGCGCCGCGGCCGCGCUCCCCCGCGGCGGGCGGCGCCCCGCGGCACCGCGUGGUGGUGUCCCGCGGGGAACUCAGCGCCAGCAGGGCUCCGCCCAUUGAGCACACGCUCGUCAAGGUGUUACCGCUUACCGAACUUCUAGAAGAACCAGUGGACCAACCGCCCAGAAGACGAGACAGGCGGGGUGAUGGCGCGCGCGAGCGCGAGGAGCGGCGCCGGCGCCGGUCGCGCUCGGGCGAGCGGCGCGCGCGGCUGCGGCGGCACCACGACGCCGUGCGUCGCCGUCCCAUGUCGAGAUCCCCGUCGCCGCGAGGCCGCUACCGCAACAGGAGUCCCCCGGCGGCGGACAGGCCCGCCACCAGGUCCAGAUCCCGAUCUCCGGUUCCGGUGCGAGACAGGGAGCACGAGAGAGACAGAGACAGGUUGAGGUUGGCGCGCGAGGCCGACCGCGACCGCAUGUCGCGCGACCGCGACCACAGGGACAGAGUCACCCUCUCUAGGGACAGGGAGAGAUCCCGCGACAGAUCGCGUUCCCUAUCGCCUAUGCCUGACAGCAGAAUAGACCACGAGGCUGCUUUCAAGAGGCGUUGUCGAGAUUUCGAUGAGAAAGGCUACUGCAUGCGAGGCGACCUCUGCCAGUGGGACCACGGGACUGAUCCCGUGGUCCUCGAGGACGCCGCCCUCAGCCGCGUGCUGGCCGCGCCGCCGCCCGUGCCCGAAUACAAUCCGUUGACGCCGGACAUUUGGGGCGGCGCGGCGUUCCCGUUCGCGCCGCCGCUGCAGCCGCACAUGCACCCGCCCAGGGAGCUCAUACCGAUACCCAGGGAGCGCCCCGAGCCGCCGGCGCACGCGCACGCGCCGCGGCAUCCUCCGCCGAAGAAGAACUUCGAUUACAAUAGGAUAGGAGCGCCGAGACCCCCGCUGCCGGCGAGCGCCGCCAACUGUUCCCUGGAGGUGAAGAAGGUGCCCAGGGGUAUGAACGACAUCACGCAUCUGAACAAUCACUUCAGCAAGUUCGGCAAGAUUGUCAAUAUACAGGUGUGCUUCGAGGGAGAUCCCGAAGCGGCCCUGAUCACGUUCUCAAACCCUACCGAGGCGAACAUAGCUUACAAGAGCACGGAGGCUGUUCUCAACAACAGGUUCAUCAAAGUGUUCUGGCAUAACCCCGAGAACAAACAAGAGUCGGCCCACAUCAAACCGCAGAACGAGAGAAAUGGCCAACAUCCGAUGUCGUUCAACAAAGUUCUUAUAAACCGAACGGACAACUCCAAGGUUGCUGAGAAACCAAAUGAAAAGCAACAACAGCCGCAAGCGACCAAAGAGACAGCCAACGGUCAGGAACCCAAGAAGGAGACGACAAAACCGCUGGAGAAGUUCAAAAUGAUAACGGAAAUGUACAAGAGGGCGCGCGCGCUGUUAGAUACUCAGCUGCAACAGCAGAAAUUGUUAAUUGACAAACUUGAGGGCGGCAACGUUACGCCCCAACAAAAGUCUGCCUUGCUAGAAGCUAUCAACUCUUCCCAGGAGGGCAUCGAGAAACUGAACAAGGAGGUCAAGGCGUAUAGCAAAACAUUGACACAGUUACAGGGAGAGACGGUGGCGCGCAAUAUGUCUCGGUUACAGCUGGAACAGACGAAAAAACCCAAAACUCGAAUGGAGGCCGAGAAGGAGAUCCUCGAUGCUGAACUGGAUCUGUUCACGAAACAGCAGGAAGGCCAAGACGUGACAGAACUGCUGAAGAAGAUUGCCGAGCUUAGAAGGCAGAUGGCUGUUAACUUCCCGACCUUGCCGCUGAGCAGAAAAACUUACUCCAGGGGCGGCCGUUUCAACCCGAACACGUACGUCAGACCGUCGCUGCAGCAGAAGCAGUUCGUGCCCAGCAUGAACCAGUCGGUGGACAGGCGGCCGCGGGCGCUGCUCGUCUCCGGGUUCGAGGCCGACGAGCUGGACGCGCUGGUGAACCACUUCUCUCAAUUCGGCACGAUCACCCACAAGGAUGUCAACCUGUCAGUGCCCGAGCUGACAGUGAUCUACGACACCCGCGCCCACGCCGAGCACGCGGCCGUCGCCGGGAAACAUUACAACGACAGGACUCUGUCUAUAACGUGGGUAUUGAACGCCAAACUGCCGGCGCCCGCGGCGGAUCGCCCGCAGAACACCAACGGUGAUACCACCACUAAAGAGACUAAGGAGGUUGAGCAAACCCAAGCGGGAUCAGAAGACGCUCUCCUCCGCUUCGACGAGGAAGAAGACGAAGACGCGGAGGACCGCUCGUGGCGGCGUUGACCCGCGGCCCGCCCGCCCGCCGCCCGCCCGCAGCGCAGGCUGCGCGGCUAGCGCGAGGCUGUUGUUGUGGAUGGAAGCGGGAAAAAGAAAAAAGAAAAAAAAAAGUGUGGAAUCGAGAACUUGUCUGUCAAAAAAAAUGUGGAUUCGAGAACUUUGAUUUGGGGAAAUGUGUGUGGGGAAAUUUUUUUUUUUUUUUGUUGUGCUUUGAGAAUAAACUUUUAGUUUGGUGGAAAAUGUGGAAAUUGAAAGUGUUGCGUUUUGUUGUUAGGUUUGUCGGAAAUGUGGGAUGACUUUUUUGGAGAAAUUCUGUCGAAACUUUUAUGUUCUAUAAAAUGAAAUAGGGAGGAAUUGUUUAUCUUAAAUUGUCAAGUGUGUGGUAGGGAGAAAUCCAAAAAAAUUUUACUUAAAGAUUUUUUAUUUCACGAUGUAACAGACAUUAAUUUUUUACUGUUGCAUUUUCAGAACUAUAUUUCCGGGACAAGUCCUUUGCCGCAUUUUAUCGUUAAGAAGAUUAUAUUUGCUUUUAUUAUUUUCACGAAAAGAUGAUGCAUUCAUGCGUCCCGGUUUAUAUUCUAAAAAAAUUGUCAGGUAUGAUACAUUGAGCAAAAAAUACCUAUAUAGAGUUUCCGGAAAUAAUCUAUCAGGUAGAACUUCUUUGGUAGGUUGACAGUGCGACAAAAACGAUCGGAUUUUAUGUGUUGUUUUAAUAAAAUAUGUUUUUUUUUUCGACAAUUAAAACUAUAAAAAAUGCACGCAAAAUUUACGCUAAUUUGGCGGGCCCUUGUAUAACUUAAAUGUUACUUCAAAUAUAAAAAAAAGGAAAUGUGUUUUGAAUUUGUCAAUAUAAAAGCAUUCCCGUCAACACCAUCAAAUUGACAUUUCUACUAACCAUAAAUAAAAUUUCUUUAAGCGUAAAUUAUCUCAAAUGCGAAAUAUAUCACGAAACAGACUAAAUUAAAAAAAUAAAAAUCCAUAGAUUCACUUUGAAAUUGCCGCGUAAAACAUUUAUGCUUUUAGUCAUACAAUAACGACGUAUAAAAGUUCCUAGACCAUAGAUUCUUAUGAAAUUAGAUAUAGAAAUGAACAUAUAGCAAUAUAUAUAUAUCUAUAUAUACAUUUUUUGUGAAACGACCACUAUAUUAAGCUCGUAAUGUUGCGUAUAUAUAUAUAUAUUAAAUUCCGUUACACAAACGUUCACUUGCCAGUUUCUGAAUGGCGAGGCUAUUGUUUAGCGUAAACCGCAUCUUAAUCGGUCCGUCUUUUUACAAGCUACCGUAUCUUCGGACUCGUGCAUAGAUUUAAAUCUUCAACGAAAGCAGUAUGCAGGUAUCGUGGCAAUGUAGUAGUUUCUGUCUACCCCUUCAUGUAAGAGGUUUGGAUAUAUAACUAUAAAAAAAAAGUACAAAUGCAGCCUUAUCAUAACAAAAACAUUGAAUUAAUAUCUUAACUACAGACGAUUCUGGCAAGUGGCUAUUUUGAAUAUUAUUUAAUUAUUAGAGAAUUCUAGAAAUUUGUUCGUUAAAUGUGUAAUUUCGGAGGAUAUACAAUUUUUCAUAUCCCAAGUGUCAUACGAUGGACGAAAGUAGUAAGACGAAAAGAAACACCAAUUUUUUAAAAUCGGGAUUGUUAACAUAUCGUGUUGCAAAAUUAAAAAAUUGUUAAAUAAUGAAAAGUGUUGCAAAAUUGUUAAACUCAACGACUCUUGAGCCGACUUCCUCGCUCUCUUUCUCCCUUCUAUGUCUCACUUCCUCUCCCACCGAAGUACGAAAUGAAAGUUCCGACAGACAUUUUUAAGAAAAACAGAAAUCAGUGUUAACCUUUCACUAUUUAUUUCCAAGUUUGACAGCUCAUUAUGUGUUUCUAAUCGGUUCACGUCUGUCUGUUUUCUAAUAACAUCAAAUAGAAAUUAAGGAUAACCAUAAAAUUUUUAUCUCUUCCCAAAUUGCCUACAAGAAAAGACGGUUAAUUUUAUAAGCAACUAAUCAGUAACACGCUUUGUCAAACAAUGAUAGCAAAUAACUCCAUAACAGGUUUUGUCUCAAAUUCUAAAUUGACGUUAUAUAGGCGCAAAAAAUGCCAAUCAGGGUAAAAAAAAUUAAACUUAAAAUAAUAGAUUUACUGAAAGUUUUCUAUAUUACUUACAAAGUGGAUUAUGAUAUCUGAAUAAUAAAAAAAUGAACAUGAAAUGAAAUUAAAGUUCUUUAGUGCACUUUUUUCCUUUCACUCUCAAUCUCUAUCCACUCUUCUCUCUUUUCCGCUCACUCUAUCUCUCCCAUCGAAACGGUUAACCCUUUUCAAUUUACCAUCACUACAUAUUAUAAAGUCCCUCUUUAUUUCUCUGUUUCUAUAUAUGCACUUGUCUCGGAAAGUUGUCGAGACGGAUUUUGUUCUCUGAGGAAGGUUUAAUAUCUAUAAAAGAUACAAGUGCAAAUCCUGGGUGCGUAGCUAGUCAAAAUAUAUUUUGCAACAUGAACAGUCGGUCCCGACAAGUCACAACCUUAAUAAUGGCAAUAAUAGUAAUAAUUUUCUAUGGUCUAUAUUUAAGAUAGAUUAGAUGUUAAAUCAGAUAAGAUUUCUCAUUGUUUCCUCUACAAGAUUCCGCUCGCUGCUUUUCGUUCGUUUAAAUUUUGACCUAUGUGUUAUUCUGAUGAAAAGCUAUGUUAUUGUGAAGAUUCAUUUUCAUCUAAAUAAGUUCAGUAGGUCUUGUUGCGAAAAUAACAUAAACAAUGUCAUUCUAGCUUUUUAUCAUUUAUUUCGGAGCGUCAGUUUUUGUCUUGCUCUUUGCAAAAAGAUACAAUUUUUUUUCUUUUUUGGAAAUUUUAAACUAUUGGUAACUCUAGUUGCCAAUGAGGAAUGUAGGAUGAUCUUUCCUCGUAACCGGUCACGUACGAAGAAUAAUACCUUUGUAACAAAAGUUUUUAGUUAUACUGUAGAAUUACUGUAUUAAAUUCACCUGUAUAUAAUUUUGAGAACAUAAAUAAAUAAAUAAAAUGAAUCGUUCCGAUUAUAUAUUUGCGAUACUUUCUAUAUUUUCUGGAAUCAAUACUAAUGAUAUUCUUAUCAUAUGAGAAUUGCAUCAAUAUAAUUGACAACGAGUAAUAUUAAAUAAAAAGUUGAUGCUGUAAAGUACAAUAUUACUGAUAUUUAAAUAUCUUUAAAAUCGUUUUAGCAGUAUCGACUAAACCAAUAAAUUCCCGUUGGAACAAGAUUUAUACAAGAAACAUAUUUAACUCUCCCCUACACUUCAAAAUUUCCAAAUUACAUGUUUCCUACGUCCAGUAUUUUUGGCUGGUAUAUCAUUAGAUUGGUCAGUAUUUAACGCAAGAUUUUUCAAAUCAAAUCAUCUUUAUUGUGAUUAAUAUUCAAAUUGUGACAGGUUACUAGCUUAUCGCCUAAAUGCAGAAUCCCCAGCUUACAAGCCAAUCCCUUAGUCGCUUUUCACGACAUCCAUGAAAACGGACAUCCAGGAACCACACGGUACUUCACACCAAUACUUCCUCUUUUGUAACUACGACAUGCCCGCAUGUCAUGCGAUAUUCACGAGAGUCAUUCAAUAAUAAAUUGAAAUAACAUGAGUAGGUACGUACAGUUUUUUUUUAUUUUUGCGUGUAAAUAAUGCUAAGGUAGCUUCAGUUUUAGUCAAACGUGUGUAGAAAUAGUAUAAAUAAGGCGUAAAACGGAGUUAAUUUUCUCGGUCGAUAAUUGAAAUGAGGGUAUUUUUAAAUUAGUUUUUUUUUUUUGUUUUCUGACUUAGUUGAUUUAUUUUGUUCAAACUUUUUAAAAGUACAAUGUCGGAUUUAAUUCUGAAAGCAUUAUCUAACUCUUGUGAAGAAGCUAAAAAAUAGAUGAAACAUUUAAAGGAAUGCCAUGUCUAUGUUUGUCAGUUUGUAACAGAACGUGCACAAUAUAACUAUAACGACGCUGUUAUUUUUAUUAAUUUAUUAUUAUACAUAACAGAAUACAACAAAGCAAAUAUAAUUUAAAAAAGAUUUUUUUUAAUAGAAUCACAUCUGGGUCGUAUUCCACAAGAAAAACGGGAUUCACAUUAGUUGCAUACAUUAAAAUAUUAAACCAUAAAAUUAACACUUAUACAAGCCUAUUGAGGAUAUUUAAAUAUUUAAGAUUUUAGUAUGUGAAUAAGGAUAUAUGUAGUAAUAUAGUGGAAAAUGAGGUAGAGGAAGACGGAGAGUGAAAUAUUUUAAUCUAAUAAAGCGAAAAGUAAACUUUACAACAUACCAACAAAUAAAAAAAAAAAUAGCAGAGAAAAGUGAUGAAUGUAGGAAUCUCCACUUAACUCCACCGACAAGAGUUAUCUCUUUAAGUUGAUGAAAAAGAAUUUAGUGCAAGCUGCGCUUUCCAAACUCAGGUAAAGCAAAAAUUGUGUUCCGCCAACAUACAUUUUACAUACAAUUAAUUUUAAACAAGGCUAUGCGGCAAUUUUUUUUGUCGAUUAUAUGUCUCUGUUGUAUUUUUUUAUUCUACUCUUUCCUAGAUAUUUUUCAUCAUUAUUAUCAUAUAUACCGUCAUUUAUCAUUAUCCUCAUUAGGGAAAAUCAGAAUAUCUUUGAAAUAGCAAAAAAAAAUAUCUAGGAAAGAGUAGAAAAAAAAGACAUUCAACUGAGACUUAUAACAUCGCCAAAAUAUUAUAUAUUUAAACUUUGCUAAACAGGGUAUCUCUCAAUUCUUUGAAUUAUCGACCGAGUCAUAGAAAAAGUGCUUCUCUUAAAGAGUUUUUAUGUUUUAAAAUGCGGUUGUAUUUGAAUUCUUAAAUAAAGCGUUUAUUCGCUACCUACUUACAAGUUUUUAUACAAUAACUGAAUUUUAUGCGCACGAGUAUUUUUAAUAUUAUCCAUUUGCAUUAUGCAUAUUAGUGACAGAGACAACACGAUAUUUUAGGUUUCGCUUUUAAAAUCAUCAUUUAACGAUAAAUUUUGAAGAAUUUUGUCCUAAGUCAAAUCCGUUAGAGUGAAUGAGAUAUCUUUAAUUGGUUUAGAACCUAAUCGUAGUCGUAACAUUUAAAAUAAAAGUCUUAAUUAUAAAGAUUUUGCCAUAAUAAAGUCCGAGUUAUCUUGUUAUUUAAAAUGUAUUAGAUUUUCUUUACCGAUUAUACAAAAAUAAUAUAUUUUUUACUAAUGAUUUUGCACUUAUACCAAAAAUUCGCUUAAACUAACUCCGUUAUCCUUUUAAAUCCUCGGAAAAAGGAACCGCUAGCAUCAUCAUCUCGCUCACACUCGUGUAAAUCGUUAUAAAGUAGAGUGAGAUGGUAGAUGGGCUGAGGAUCGAGUCACAUUAAAUAUAAAUUUGGUCACUAAUUUUACGGUAAAUUUUAUAUAUUUUUUUUUUAUUUCCUAUGCCCUUAUAGAUUUAUAAGAUAACGAGAAAUUGUAAUUGAAUAGACUGCCACAUACUAUAUCUUAUACACAUAUAGCAUAGGCCUUUGUAGGUGUAGCCAUUUAAAAAUUUGACUUACGUAUCCGUACUAAGGUUUGAAGCGAAUUAAUCGAUAGAACUACCGCUUUAUAUACUAAUAUUUAACUUAAUAAUUGUUGAUUCUUAUUACAAAUUACAUUAAAAUGUUCUUAUCAAGUAAUGGUUGCAUAUUGCAAAAUAUAACGUGAAAAAUUUAAAAAGAAGCGUCUCGAAAGGAUUGGCCAAUCAGGUUGCGCGUUUUCAAAGAACUCGUCGUGAUUGGUUGUAAUAGUGCACAAAAUUAUAUUAAAACAAUUCAAUAUUGUCAAAUAUCAAAAGUUAUUUUAAAUUAUCAUUUUGUUUAUGACUUGGACAUGUUUUUAGUGAUUCGAAAAAAAAAUGCUAGCUCGGUGUGCACAUGUGAAUGGUAUAGUCAAAGAGAUAUAGCGUUUUAAUUGUAAUAUUAUCGUAAUAUUCCUUCGUUUGUUUGUAUAUACCUUCAGAAAAUUAACUUUAAUUUAGAAUUAUGUGAUCUUAAUUAUUUUGGAUGGAAUUGUAUUUUAAAAAGAAGUUUUUCGUUCAAUACAUACUUAAUUAAAAUCCAAAAUAGUUGGGACUGUUUUUUGUCCUUUUGUUUUAUUGAUAUAUUUGUACAUUAUUAUUAUUAAUUAGUCUUAAUUUUAGUAUAAUGUGUUACUGACUUAGUUGUUAAUCUUGUAAAAAGGAUGAAUAAAUAAAAAAAUAUAUACGCGCCGAAAAAAAAAAGUUCAACUACAAGAUGGCGCGAGAAAAGAUAUUUUUAAAAGUCAGUGCAUAUUUUUAAGGCGGUUGUUUAGCACUAAAGAUUUUGUAACACAAGAAAAAAACGACUUGUGGCUUUGAGUUUUUUGUUUUUGUAAAAAAAUGCUGUUAAAAAAAAUUGCAACCGCCAAA
This is a messenger RNA of Amyelois transitella, 9137 nucleotides long. It is a transcript of the gene swm, whose product is annotated as RNA-binding protein 26. The coding region runs from base 145 to 2796 and encodes 883 amino acids. Gene Ontology annotation, molecular function: RNA binding; metal ion binding. NCBI's taxonomy places the organism in Eukaryota, Metazoa, Arthropoda, Insecta, Lepidoptera, Pyralidae. The transcript is spliced from 24 exons. The record is from RefSeq and is a predicted model, not a curated record. Gene Ontology annotation, cellular component: nucleus. Gene Ontology annotation, biological process: mRNA processing.